UCAUACUUUAAACACUCCUAAUACCUAUAUCCCCCCUUCACCAUGUUCAUCAAGUCCGCUGUCGCUGCUUUGGCCCUCGUCGCCGCCGUCUCUGCCCAGACCUACAACCGCACCUACUUCACCAACCCCGUCGGUGAGGGUAUCAGCUACCCAAUUGGCAGCAAACAGGUCUUCUCCUGGCAAUUGCCCUGCGUUGCUCCCUCUUCCUGGGUUGCCAAGGAGCCCACCAAGGUUCCCGUUCAGUUCUUGAACGCCAACAACGCCGACAACGCUUUCUUCCUCAAGGAAAUCACCACUAUCGACUGCACCAAGAACUCUGGCAACGUCGAGUGGAACGUUCCCACCGACUACCCUGCCAACGGCAAAUACUCCCUCAGAAUCGUCGUUGACACUGCCGCUGGUCCUCAGAACGCUUACUCUGGUGUCUUCACCAUCACUGACCCCAACACCCCCCCAAGCAACAACAACCCUCCUUCCAACGACAAGCCUGCUGACAACAACAAGCCUAGCAGUGCCAGCACUGUUGCUCCCGCCUUUGCUGGAGCUGUUGCUGUUGCUGUUGCUGCCGCUAUGUUCUAAAUUAGAGAUGAACAUACAAGUAGAGUUUAAGAGUGAGAUCCGUUUGUAACGAAAAGGAUGUCUUUUUGUUCUCUGGAAGAAUUUCCUACCUCCUUUUGUGUCCCACCCGGGGUUCACUUUCAAGCUCUGCUUCUCCCAUUUUUAUUUCAUCAAGUCAUUGUCAUCCCUAUUCUCACUUGCCAUUAAUAUCCGUAACCAGUUUUUAUAAAACCAAGUUAUUAAAGACAAUUUAUUGUAACAUUAA
This is a messenger RNA of Lobosporangium transversale, 823 nucleotides long. RefSeq lists its product as hypothetical. The transcript has a single exon. The record is from RefSeq and is a predicted model, not a curated record. The coding region runs from base 43 to 579 and encodes 178 amino acids. NCBI's taxonomy places the organism in Eukaryota, Fungi, Mortierellomycota, Mortierellomycetes, Mortierellales, Mortierellaceae.